AUGGGGGCCUCUCAGAGCUGCAGGUCAGCCAUAAAACCUUCUUUUAGUUCUCUUUUCUUUGUGGGAACACUUCUUCUCUUCUCUUUGAUAAUGACCGUCACUGCCUGCCCUAAGGUCUGUCACUGCACGGAGAGGAACGGCAUGGUGGUGCAGUGCACGUCACGCAACCUGGAGAACAUCCCGCCGAAUUUACCCAAGGACACCGUGGUUCUCCUGCUCUCAACAAACCGGAUCAGACACAUCCCAAAGGGAGCCUUCACUGACCUCCACCGCCUCAGGCAGCUGGACCUAUCCCACAAUGCCUUGGAAAUCGUGGAGGUUGGUGCCUUUCAAGGGGUUUCUGAAGCCCUGCGGACCUUGGACCUUUCAAACAACCACCUGAGCAGCCUCCCCAGGGACACCUUCACCAAGCUGCACGCUCGAAUCCGCCUCUCCCACAAUCCCUGGCACUGUGAGUGCUCUUUGCAGGAGGUGCUGAGGGAGCUAAGGCUCGACCCUGAGACGGUGAACGAGGUCAGCUGCUUCACAUCGGUGCAGGAGGAGUAUGUGGGACAGCCAGUGAUCCAGGUCCUGGACUCGGGGAUCAAUUUUUGCAACUUCCACCACAAGACGACGGAUGUAGCCAUGUUUGUAGCCAUGUUCUGCUGGUUCUCCAUGGUGACAGCUUACAUCAUUUACUACAUCAAACACAACCAGGAGGAUGCCAGAAGGCACAUGGAGUACCUUAAAUCCCUGCCCAGCACCUCCCACAUGAGCAAGGACUAUGACACAGUGAGCAGCGUCUUUUAAGACCAACCUGUACCAAUGACGGUGGAUCAAAGCAUGCCAAUGAAUGCAACUGAACCAAUGAAUAUGUUUACAGCAUAUGAGGAAUAUUGAGAU
This is a messenger RNA of Archocentrus centrarchus (flier cichlid), 882 nucleotides long. Its product is annotated as leucine-rich repeat-containing protein 3-like. The transcript has a single exon. Bases 1 to 789 code for a protein of 262 amino acids. Lineage: Eukaryota; Metazoa; Chordata; Actinopteri; Cichliformes; Cichlidae. The record is from RefSeq and is a predicted model, not a curated record. Gene Ontology annotation, cellular component: plasma membrane. Gene Ontology annotation, molecular function: protein binding.